AUGUCAACCUCCGGCGCUGAUCCUGCAUCUAAUUUGCCAGGCUUGUUUGCCAACCUACGAGCCAAUCACGCCAAUCACGCCAAUCACGGCCAGACAGCCCCUCACCAAAGCUCACCUCCAGGUGCAGAUCGUCAACCAUAUUCCGCGGCCGCAGCUACCCCAAGCUUACCACAACCUCAACCUCAACCACAAUCUCAAAUUUCCCACCAGUCAGGCGUCAUGUCCCCUAUUUUCUCGUCUGCCUUCGUGCCACCUCACUCACGUGCUUCCGGUGUCAACGCCAAUGUCAGCCGAAAUACAACGCCCGCGCGCACACCAGUACCUCCUGGCACUCAGUCCAAUUCAGGACAGUUGACGAACCCCCUGCUCAACUUACUGAAGUUUGGGUCGAAUACAGCUUCCCCUCAAGCCUCUCCACUACAGCAACCUGCAGCACCAUCAAGACCAGAGUAUGGCAGCGCCAGCACCCACAGCGUACAUGGACGUGGUAUAUCAGCGUCGGAUCUAGUUGCCUCAUUCACAGGCGGCAAGUCAACUACGUCUACACAGCGUGAGAAGAUAUUGGCUACAUCAUCAAUCAAUCAUCAAGAUGCUUUACUGAGGCUUCUCAACCAAACCACUUCCCGAGCCGAUGCUGCUCAUCAGAAACUGUCCGAGUCUACAGACGCUACUACCAACCAGCUUUCCGAAGACCUGGCAGGUUCUUCAUUAGAAGACCAGCAUCAAUCCGUCUUGGAUACGAAGAGCAGUGUCUCUGGACGCAACGAGUCACCGAUUCGUUUCUUCGGCAGCAACGAAAAUACUACACCAACGCCAUUCGAGCCGCAAGAUAUACCAAAAGCAGAGCCCUCUCAGAAGACGGGACCCAUCUUCACAUACGUCAACCCCUUCGAAAACCUUGCUGCGUCGUCGCCUCGCGGUGUGAAUCCCAAGGUCUCGCCCAACGGCGACAUCCACAAGCGCAAGAUUAAAUCUUCGUCUCCUGCAGCCGUCCAUGCCUCAUCACGGCGAAAACUUACGCCAUCGGCCAAAGACGUCUUACAGAGUAUCGAAACUUCAACGCCACCACCUCUUGAUGACGGUCGAGGUCAAAUCGAGGCCCUCGUCGGCAUCGGUGCGCCUAGCAAAGAUGUCGAGAAAGAUGCUGAGACGGUUGCCCAAGCCUUGCACGAGGUUGGGAGUCAAGUCGAUCGACAGGUAGAAAGCGCUUUGGCCAGGGCUGAGGAAAAGACUGAAGGGAAAGAACGUGGAACAGACAUCAAGCAGGAAGAGCUCGAAGAUGAACAGCAGGCAAAGUUGGACGGCCUUGUACAUGAUGCGGCUGUCGAAGUCAAGAAAGAGCUAGACAAAGCUGAGAAUCAAGGAGCGUUGGAGGAGUCCAUGCCAGCAUCGAUGGCAGAAGCCGUCAAAGAGGUAAUCGACGAAGCUGCGCAGGGCAAGGGCGCUGACGAGUGGGAGAGCGCUGAGGGCGAAGGAAAUGCAAACAAGGCGAAUCCCAAUCGUGUUAUCCAAGUUCACCAGUUCCCGAUGCGGCCGUUCGUGUCCAUCGAUCUUGUUCAAAAGGAACCUGCUAGUCUCCCCAUUCGAGAGGAUUCAAUCGUCAACAUCGCAAGAUUCAAGAAAGACUUUGACCAAGCAGACCGAACUUUGGGGACCGCUACGAAUGAAUACAUCGUUUACGGAAUGCCAAAGAACGGUGGCAUACGAAUAAUUCAACAAGACAAUGGAAACUCCAGCCUUAUCUAUUCAAAGACCCAAGAUCGUAUCUUCAAUAUCGGCAUUUCGUCCGCUCAUCCAGGGAGCCCACUACGAGGCACUCAGACGGUAAUCGCCACUGGCGUCAGCGGGACUGUCUACUGGACCGCCAUAGCCAGACCCGGAGAAGAGCUAACCCAAGACGACAUGGAGAAACAAGGCCUUAUUAUUCCGCCAGUACCCAAUCAGCUCGACUCUACAUCGGGUGGUCAAUUGAAGACGCGUGCCAAGAAGAGUAGCCGCCAUCCAGAGUUCUUCGCGAUAGGCCGCGGCAAAUCCAUCUACAUCGUUCUCACCGCACAUGCGCAGAAAUCCUCUUUAGUGAACAAGGAUGCAGUUCUGGAUACGGAUAAGUACUUUGCGGAGCGCAAUUUGAAGGUCACUACCGGUAAGGCGGGCAAGGACUUUACUUUCAGCGAGGAUGACAGCACAAUCGUCACCCUUGACAAGGCUGGGAAGCUCAGGAUCUGGGAUAUUCGCGAGUUAACAGAUGAAGCCAAUGCCGGUGCAUCGAUGAUUACACCAAUCGAGGUUAAAGCUCCAAUGCUAUCUUUCAGCACGGCUCACUCGACAGAAAAGUCGUGGCCAACCUCGGUCCUCUUUGUGGACAAACUUCGCCCUUAUACGAAAGGAAUAGCCCUUCGAUAUAUCAUUGUCGGUAUGAAGCAGAAUCAUACGCUUCAGCUUUGGGACCUUUGUCUAGGAAAAGCGGUUCAAGAGCUCAGUUUCCCUCACGAGAAGGAAACCGACGCAAUCUGCAGUGUCACGUAUCAUCCAGCUUCAGGUAUCAUCACUGUUGGUCAUCCGACCCGCAACUCCAUCUAUUUCAUCCAUUUAUCCGCACCGAAGUACAACCUGCCGAGCAUGUCGCAAGCCAAAUUUGUACAACGUCUGGCCAAUAAGGAUUCUAGCCUACCAAAGGCAGAAGCUACCGCUAUCAUGAGCGGGAUGCGCGAAUACUCAUUCGAGAGCAAGGGCCAGUUACGCAGUGUCGAGCUGGUACCAUCUUCCGGUGAGCCUGCAAGAGCUGUGGAAGACGAAGAAGACCCACUGCUGUUCGAACUUUAUGUGAUGCACUCUAAAGGUGUCACUUGUCUAGGUAUCAAAAAGGAGGACCUUGGUUGGUCAAGCGACAGCCGAGUCCUUCACUCGAUAGAUGCAGAGCAGGCUGGUGAAAUUGUUAUCAAGGAGCUUCGAGAGCCGUCAGCGAUCUCCGCAAGUGAGCCGUCGUCAACCUCAAUGAAUGGCGAGGUUUUAGCCACUUCUUCUCCUGCAAAGCCAAAGACCCCUUCGAAGGAGAUCGCCAAAUCGGAACGUGCCGCAACAGAAGACGGGCAGGCUGCCCCCAACAAUGCUGAAAAGGUCGACAAGAAGAAGAGCAAACGGAAUGGCGCUAUCGAACCGAUUAGUCGCCCUGCGGCUCCAUCUCCUGCGCCCGAGUCUUAUGCCAGUGCCGCCCAGCGAGCAUCGACUCCCACCCCUCAAGUUGCUCCGAGUGUUACGAAAGAGACGUCCCGGCCUUCGUCGCUGAAGGAUGACUCACGGGAAGCGCCUGACACCGUCCCCGCUUCCACUGGGGAUAAGUCAACACGCUCGAUAGCCAACGGAGAGUCAAUCAGCCUGGGCAUAUCGGGUGAAUUCCUCGACAAGGAGCUCAAGAAGAUCGAGGUCGGAGUCUCCAACGAGUUCAACAAAGUUUUUCGACGGGAGCUUGAGACUCUGUACCGACGCUUCGCGGAAGACAAGCGUGUCCAAGACGCUGCUGGAGCAGCCAAGCAAGAUGCGAUGCUUCGUCUGGUAUCGAGUACUCUCAGUGACAAUGUGGAAAAGUCGCUAUCUCGGAUCAUCCUGAAGAAUAUUCAGGACUCUGUAGUUCCGUCCGUUGCCGAUGUCACCUCGGCUUCCCUGGUUGACGUGCUCCCAACAGUCGUAGCUAAGCAUGUCAACGAAGCUAUGCCAAGUGUUAUGAAAUCUGCUCUACCAGAAGCCAUUGGCCGAACUAUGCAGAAUCCCAACCUUCUUCGCUCAAUCUCAGAGCACAUUACAAAAGCGUUGACUGGCCAUGUGGAGCGCGAAUUCACGACGACCUUACACAAUGUCAUCGUGCCUAACUUCACUAAUCUUGCAGUUACUGUUGCACAGAAAGUUAGUGAUGAUACAGAACGUCGUGUGCGUGAGCAAUUACAACAAGCGGAAUUGCAACACCGCGAUGACAGUGUCAAGAUUGAUCAGCUCACGGACCUGGUCCGUGGGCUUUCUGAAACUGUGCACACAAUGGCAGCUGCACAGUCCGACUUCCAACUCGAGAUUCUCAAGCUUCAACAAAAGGCUGCCCAGGAAGGUCAAAAUCUGGCUCGUCGGCCUUCACCAAGUCCUAGCGAAUCCGCAUCCAUGCACAUGUCCCCUGAACAGGAAGAGCUGGAAGCAAUCGCAGCAUCAAUGCGAGAGGGCCAUUUCGAAGACGCUACGGUUAUGUGGCUCCAAUCAAACCAACAAGUAGCUUUGUUUGACAACCUAUUUGUACGCUGCAACCCAGGUUAUCUCGGACAAGCCUCACCUUUGGUGAUACUUUCCGUCGGAGCUGCCGUGACUACUUCGCUAGCGACAAAUGUUAUGGAGCGCUUGUCUUGGCUUGAGACCGUUUUCCAUUCGGUCAAUCCAAGAGACCCAGACAUACGUGAUGUUGUCGGCAAAAUACUCGAAAUAUUAAGCCAACGUCUCGAAGGAGAGUACAUGCGCAUCGCUGAGGAGGAACCUCAGAAUCCCGCUCUCCGCAAGAUUCCCGGUUUGGCAAGGCAGGCACGUGAGCUCAAGUCUUACACUGAAUGA
Molecule: messenger RNA, 4584 nt
Organism: Letharia columbiana
Lineage: Eukaryota; Fungi; Ascomycota; Lecanoromycetes; Lecanorales; Parmeliaceae
Exons: 3
Coding region: 1-4584 (1527 amino acids)
Biological process (GO): deadenylation-independent decapping of nuclear-transcribed mRNA
Cellular component (GO): P-body
Molecular function (GO): protein binding
Source: RefSeq, a predicted model, not a curated record